This is a messenger RNA of Stomoxys calcitrans (stable fly), 3169 nucleotides long. RefSeq lists its product as uncharacterized. The record is from RefSeq and is a predicted model, not a curated record. Bases 159 to 1184 code for a protein of 341 amino acids. The transcript has 4 exons. Lineage: Eukaryota; Metazoa; Arthropoda; Insecta; Diptera; Muscidae.
CUCAGUUCCAUUUCAGCCACAAUUCGAAAAGGUAACCCACAAAUCGUUGUUUCCUUCAAAGUCAAAUUCCGUCAGAAAUAGAAAAAUACAUAUACUCGACAGGAAAAAGGAAUAAUUUAUAAAUAAUAAAUUUAUUUGCAUUAUUGCAGACCAACACGAUGCUGGGUAAUUGCGUUGGUAAUUGCGCAUUCAGUGCACCCCCGCCCCCGGACUCCAUACUGUCGAUGCCACCACCCCCAUUGCCAUCGUUCCUAUUGCCAAAAACGGCUGUCCUACUAUCGCCCAACAAUGAUUCUCAUCCUUGCUUUGCCACUUUGAUGUGCGAUCCAAAUCCUCAUCCUCGCGAAAGUGGCAUGGAAUUCGUUGAACUCACUGGUGCCAAUAGCGGCAUGGAAAAUACAUGGCUCUUCGUUUUAAUUUCCUCCUGUGUUGGCGUAUUAAUACUUGGUGGACUUCUGGCCGUUAUUCUGCUGAAAUGUCGAGACACACUUUUCUCCAGUUGCAAUUUAUCGUAUCACGACAGCAACAUCAAGCAGGGCACUAUGUCUGCAUUGGGCGAGCCAUCGAAGUCGAACCCCUUUAUGGCUGGAGGCAUUCUCUAUCCUUGCACGUCGGCCAAUAGUCGUGACACGCUACAAAGCCAAAUGGCCAGCGACAGCCGUUUGUUAUGGGCCACUUUAACGCCACACGGUACACGACAUUUUAUCACCGAUUAUCCUGUGACCACGGCCCAGGAGACGAAUGGCCACUAUGAAGUUGUCGAUUAUCGUACCAAGACCCCGAACCAGCCGUAUCGUGAUUAUAUUAAGCGGACACCAAUAAAGUCCUUCGACAACAAUGGCUUUAUCGAUUACGAUUACGAGGAUCCCACACCAUUGAUGGACUCCUAUCAUGACGACAUGGAUUCUGGCUACCAAGAACCGCAAGAAGUUUUGAACACUAUGCAACGGGUGUCACCCAGGCCUCGUGUCUCUUCACCCACGCGCAUUGAUAAUCCCAAUAUGGCACCACUUAACUACUAUCCUUCAAAUCCACGCAAUUACUCCACUCAUCACUUACCAUCGGCCAAUAACUCUCUACAACGUCCUACUAAUCUGGCGCCAGGCUCAGCCACUUUGAAUCGUAAAACCACUGCGAAUAGGCGCAUAAGUGACGCUUCCUCCUACAAUGGGCAAAAUAUCUAAAUCAGAAGACCAGAGAGACAGCACAUAAAAAUUGAACAAGAAAACCCGUGUGGAAUUGUGGUUUCACUGAAACUGAGUUAUGAUUUAAACAUGCCAAAGAAACCGGAGACAUAAAAAAGUGAUGAAACGCAUAGUGUAAAUUACAACGAAACACGAAUUUUCAACAAAAAAUACAUUAACAGAGAAAGCCCGAGCAGAUUAACUACAAUAAGACGAUGACACCAAAGAAACACAAAAUUAAACCAAAAAUCAUUAACAAAAAUAGCAAUAUUUUAAACUAAAAAAAACCAAAAACAAAAACAAAGAUAUAUGCUUACAUAUACUAAUCGUAUAUAAACAUUGAUCACUUACAGUCCAUUUAAAAUUAUGCAAGUAAGCUAUCAAAUACUAUGGCAAAAAAAAACUAUUUUCAUUUCAAACCAAAAAUCUUAUUUUAAAAACGCUUCAAGUUGAGAAACAUUCAUGCGUUCUACUUAAAGACACUUAGCAACAUACUAAUUGAUAGUUUCUAGCAUUAUAUCAAUAAGCAGGAUGGAAAACAAAAUGACAACCUGAAGCUUGAGAUUAGUUUGUUUUACUCUCUUCCAGUGAUAGUGACCAUUUUUCAUCAAAUCUAUAACAUCCCAUUAGCCGUGACUUGUUUUAACUCUAUCCAGUGCAAGUGUAAUGCACUUGGUAGAUUUUCAGUAUAUAUUCAAAUAGUUAUCGAUACGAGGGUUGCCCUUUAUAUUUCGAGAUUUGCCAACUCUUGUGUUGCAAUCUGCCAAGGACAGCUCUAUCGUAAUGCUUGACGUUUUUAAGUUAUACGGACAUAGAACGUUUUGACAUACGAGCGCUAAUUGUGUUGUUUACAGUAACUUAAAAGAUUCAUCUCGUUCAAAAAAUUAAAUUAAAUCGUGAACAUUUUCGUGCGAUUAUUUCUUACAACUUUUGACGUGGAUUAACUCAACAACAGUGCAUCGAUGAACUUAAUUCAAUAUUUUUCGACAAAGCUCCCUCAAGGAUCGUUGGAUCCCACACAAUUUGUCAUUCGCUCAAAAAAGGCUCGCGUCGAAAGAUAUGCUCUAGAAAAACGAAACAACUGCAUUUUUGAGCACUCGAAACAUCGAUUUGAUGAGUCAUGCGCCGUAUAGUCCUGACUUGGCACCGAAUGACUUUUUUGUAUUCCCGUACGUAAAAAAUAAAAUGAGAGGUCAACGUUUUUCGACACCUGAAGAAGCGGUUGAUGCAUUCGGAAUGCAUAUUUUGGAGAUACUUCAAUCGAAGUGGCAAAAGUGCUUCGACAAUUGGCUCAAACGCAUGCAAAAGUGUAUAAAUCUUAAUGGGGAAUAUUUUGAAAAUCAAUAGAUCGAUUUUCGAUGAUUAAUAUUUGUUUUUGUGUUCUCUAAUCCCGAAAUAUAAAAGGCAACUCUAGUAGCAUGCAAAGCACGGCAAAAGCAAUUUCCAUAAAAAUUGCCUAUCAAGGACAGUUGUUGUUUUCGACACCAAAAAUAUUAAUCAAUUACUGACUUGACAAAACAUGUAUAUCAUGUAAAACUAAGAAAACAAGAAGUUAUUUAACGUUUACAAAAAACUGUAAGUUAAAAAAAAAUCAUUGAUAAAUUUCCCUAAAAAUAUAUCACCAACAUCUUUAAAUGGUAACUCAAAAAAAUGUUUCGUGAAAAAUCUUUAUCAAAAUUUAAGUAUUAAAGUAAAUUGAAUUUUACGAAAACGUUUUUAAAAACUCUUUAAAAGGUACUGCUAAAAAAAUUUCAUUCAACAAUUCAGAUUUAUACGAAAUUUCAUAACAAUCACAUUUUCGUAAAAAAUAUUUCUAUAUUGGAUAUUCAGCAGAAUUUUUCCAAUUUCGCCCACCAUUCAUAUUAAUCUUCAGAAAAAUAGAACAACUAUUUGUUUAAUUAAGAAAAGCUGCUGAUUGUCUUUGAUCCAAGAAGGCAACUACAUAACUACUACACAUAAACCACACAAGGAAUUAAAGAGAAAAA